This is a messenger RNA of Doryrhamphus excisus (bluestripe pipefish), 2276 nucleotides long. It is a transcript of the gene cnga1a, whose product is annotated as cyclic nucleotide gated channel subunit alpha 1a. Gene Ontology annotation, biological process: monoatomic cation transmembrane transport; potassium ion transport. The record is from RefSeq and is a predicted model, not a curated record. Lineage: Eukaryota; Metazoa; Chordata; Actinopteri; Syngnathiformes; Syngnathidae. Gene Ontology annotation, molecular function: protein-containing complex binding; voltage-gated potassium channel activity; cGMP binding. Gene Ontology annotation, cellular component: intracellular cyclic nucleotide activated cation channel complex; plasma membrane.
UGAGCAUAAACACAAACAUCUCCACUAAGUGUCUUUCAGCACUUUGGAUUACACAAAGAGGCAGAAUUGAGCUUGUCCAUGUGAGUCUUUCACUCCAGUGGGACCGAGAAAGGGGGCAGCCUUACAGUCCCCUAUCUUCUCAGCCACCACUAAUCCAUCUACUCUUUAUAAGAGCAUGACAGCAUUAGAUGUGUUGCCAUGACCACGUCGACCAUUACUCGCCACCUCCCUGUACCACUUGAGACGGCGCCACCGGCUGCCUCCAAGAGUGCAGAUCACAGCGAGGUCGACAUGAUGGCGCCUCAUGCGGUCCCUCACCACCUUCUCAAUGUGAACAACAAUAAUAACAGUGAAGAGAAGAAGGAAAAGCAAGAAAAGGGAGCAAAUGAGAAGGGUGUAGAAAAGCCCAAAGAAAUAUUUGUUAUUAACCCAGCUGGAAAUCUCUAUUACAACUGGCUGUUCAUCAUCACAUUGCCUGUCAUGUACAACUGGACCAUGAUCAUUGCCAGGGCAUGCUUUGAGGAGUUGCAGCACAACUUCAUCGUUUACUGGAUUUUAUUGGACUACACCUCAGACCUCAUGUACUUGGCUGAUAUGUUCGUCAGGACGAGAACAGGUUACCUCGAGCAAGGCCUGAUGAUCAAAGAUGAAAAGCUGCUGCGCGACCGCUACAUGAACAGCUUCCAGUUCCGGCUGGAUGUUAUCUCCAUGUUUCCAACCGACAUCCUGUAUCUACUUCUGGGUAUGGACUACCCGGAGAUCCGCAUCAAUAAGCUGCUCAGGAUCAGCCGCAUGAUGGAAUUCUUCACAAAGACGGAAACUAAAACUAACUACCCCAAUAUAUUCCGCAUUGCAAACCUGAUCAUGUACAUCCUCAUCAUUAUCCAUUGGAACGCCUGCUUCUACUUUUCCUUCUCCAAGUCUAUUGGUUUUGGAGCGGAUGAAUGGGUUUACCCAGCGUUAGAUGACCCAGAGGAACCUGCGUUUGGGCAGCCCAUGAGGAAGUAUGCCUUCAGCCUCUACUGGUCCACACUGACUCUGACCACCAUUGGGGAAACGCCACCACCGGCCCUCGAUUCUGAAUUUUUCUUCCAUGUGGUGGACUUCUUAGUUGGGGUUCUCAUCUUUGCCACCAUUGUGGGAAAUAUUGCUACGAUGAUCUCCAACAUGAAUGCAGCCCAAGCCCAGUUCCAGGCUCGAAUUGACAACAUCAAGCAGUACAUGCAGGUUCGAAAGGUCAGCAAGGAUCUGGAAUUGCGCGUCAUCAAGUGGUUUGACUACCUGUGGAACAAUGGCAAGGCACAGGAUGAACGUGAGGUUCUGCGGUAUCUCCCAGACAAGCUGAAAGCCGAGAUAGCCAUCCAAGUUCACAUGGAGACGCUAAAGAAGGUUCGCAUUUUUGCUGACUGUGAAGCGGGCCUGCUGAUCGAGCUGGUGCUAAAGCUCCGGCCUCAGGUGUUCAGCCCCGGAGACUACAUCUGCAAGAAGGGCGAUAUCGGUCGUGAGAUGUACAUCAUCAAAGAUGGGAAAUUGGCGGUCGUGGCGGAUGAUGGCGUGACUCAGUUUGUGGUGCUCGGGAGCGGGAGUUAUUUCGGUGAGAUCAGUAUCCUUAAUAUCAAGGGCAGCAAAGCAGGAAACAGGCGGACUGCCAACAUCCGCAGCAUUGGAUACUCUGACCUCUUCUGCCUGUCCAAGGAUGACCUGAUGGAGUCGCUAGUGGAAUACCCGGAUGCUAAGGGCAUGCUGGAGGAGAAAGGCCGACAGAUCCUGAUGAAAGACGGCCUGAUUGACUUGGAUCCUGCCAACAUCAAGCCGGAGGCCAAGGAGUUAGAGGAGAAGGUCAGCAGAUUAUACAACACAAUGGAGCUGAUGCAGACCAAGCUGAAGAAGAUCCUUGGAAAACACAAGAAAACGGAUACAGCUCUAUGGCAUCGUAUCACCGACCUGGAACGAAUGACAGGUGAGGAGGUAGAGGAUGAAGAGGAGGAAAAGGAGGUGAAAAAGGAGGGAAUUCAGGUGGAAGACGAUAAAGCUGGAGGGGAGGAAAACGAAGAGGAAGAGAAGGGCGAAGCAAAGGAUGAGGAUGGUGAAAAAGUGAUCCGAGAAGAAGGAAAAUAAAAUCAUUUCAAGAAAACAUAGCACUUAGAGCAGCUUAAAAACAUUAGAAACCAUGGAAACUCUUUGAUGUGUAAACAUAGGCAGUAAAUCUACCAUACCAUUCCAUACCAUUCCAUACCAUCCCAUACCAUCCCAUACCAUCCCACACCAUACCAUCC